ACACACACGCCAUAGAUGGUGCAUAUGGCAUAUCCUAAACAAGAUACCAAACAAGCUGGUAGGUUAUCGUCAUUUCGAUCAGCUCAUCACAUGCAUGAAGAGGAUUGUGUUUGAAUCCAAAUCUAAGGACUCAUUUGAGAGAGAUUGGCACGAUUUCAUUGAAGAGUAUGACCUCCACAAUUCUAGGUGGCUAAAUGAUAUGUUUGCUGACCGACACAUGUGGGUGCCAGUAUUUUUCAAGGAUGAAUUCUGGGCUGGCAUGAGGAGCACACAGCGUAGUGAGAGUAUGCAUUCAGUUUUUGAUAAGUACUUAAACAGUAAGAGCUCUUUGUUGCAAUUUGUUCGCCAAUACCAAAACUGUGUUAUAGACAAGGAGCAAAAGGAGCUUGAGUGUGACGCUGCUGAUUUAAGGGGUAUUAUCCCUUGUGUUUCCAGCUCACCAAUAGAGAAGCAGUUCCAGAGAGAAUAUACAAACUCCAUGUUUCGAGACGUUCAGGAUCAAUUUAUAAAAAAGGCCGAUUGUGACAUCUCCUUAAUCAACCAUCAUGGCACAAGUAUAGUUUGUGAAGUUGACCAACAAAAGAUGGUGUUUGAUAUGUCAGUGUACAGCAGAUACCAAGUCGUGUAUUGCUCGCAAUCAUCAGAUGUUCAAUGUGAUUGCUUUAUGUUCCAAUCGAAUGGUAUUCUAUGCUGCCACAGUCUUGCUGUUCUUCUACAUUUUCGUGUGACAUCAGUGUCCUCACAAUACAUUCUAUCCCGAUGGAGUAAGAAUGUUAGUCGGAGACACACAUACAUCAGGAGUAGCAUUGACAUGGACCGUUCUGAUGAAAGCAUGACAAUUUUUAGGCAAUUGUGUUCUGAUUUUUACAACAUCGCUCAGAAUUUUGUGGCUACUCCAGAGGUUGCUGCUAUAUUGCGUGGUGCCAUGGACAGUGCUCGGGAGAAGCUCAGAGAACACAAGGAAUUCGAGCAUCAAGCUGCACAUGUACCAAGUGCGAUUUACUCACAUACGCAUGAUGAGUGUCCUGUUAGCAUGGAUGAGCUACAUGGCCCACGUCGUGUUCCUACGCGAGGUCGUCCAACUUCCACCAGACUUGGGGCAGAUCUGGAAAAAUCUAUUAAGAAGAGGGCACGCAAAAACAAGAACACUCACAAUCACAACAAGGGACCUAAUGGUAAUGCACAACCAUCUCCUACAAAUGUGGCAACUUCCUACAAAGAUACGCGACCGGCUUGUUCAGAAAUGACAGACAAUUUGGCUAUGCACUCUGGCUCCUUCAUAUCACUAUUGAAUUCAUUCCAUAACGCUGAACAAUUGUGAAGCAUUCUUGGAGGAUUCGAAGUUUAACAUCACUACAUAUCAUAAGCAUUAGAGUUUAACAACUACUUUGUACUUUGCCCAUGCUUCAACUUUAUUUCAACUUCAUUCUUUUACUCUUUGUUACCG
Molecule: messenger RNA, 1447 nt
Organism: Arachis stenosperma
Lineage: Eukaryota; Viridiplantae; Streptophyta; Magnoliopsida; Fabales; Fabaceae
Product: protein FAR1-RELATED SEQUENCE 1-like
Exons: 4
Coding region: 95-1321 (408 amino acids)
Biological process (GO): regulation of DNA-templated transcription
Molecular function (GO): zinc ion binding
Source: RefSeq, a predicted model, not a curated record